Molecule: messenger RNA, 4249 nt
Organism: Mus caroli (Ryukyu mouse)
Lineage: Eukaryota; Metazoa; Chordata; Mammalia; Rodentia; Muridae
Source: RefSeq, a predicted model, not a curated record
GGUGGGGGUGGGGAGAGGAGAGGGAGAGGGCAAGCUAGGAAAGGCUAGGAAGAGUGGCUGGUAGCCUGGAAUCCCUUGAAGAGAGAGAGCUAGCAGACGAGAGAGAUCUUAGGAAGCUGAUGAACUAGAAAGAGUAGGGGAGACUGAGACUGACCGGUAGCCAGCUAGGCAGACAGACGCAUGCCCGGACAGACUCUGGAGAACCGAUAGGUUCAUUUUGCCUUUCUUUUUGAAAAGCAGGAUUUUGAUUUUUCUGUGGCGCCCAAGAGAGAAUGCUGGACUCUGCUACCUUCAGCUUAAGCUAAGAUUUCUCAGUUAGGGAGGAAAGAUCAGCCCAGUCCCGAGAGGGGGAGGGAAGCAAAAGCCCCUGCCUCCAACCCCCUUCCCUCCCCCGGACCAAACUCGGGGACCAAACCCAGACCUUCCCUAACCAUCUGACUUCCUCCUUUCCUUUUUAGCAUGGUGGCUGUAUGGACAGUCUGACAGAACAGAGAUUGACAUCUCCCAAUCUGCCGGCCCCCCACCUGGAACACUACAGUGUUCUGCAUUGCACCAUGACCCUGGAUGUGCAAACUGUAGUCGUUUUUGCCGUGAUUGUAGUCCUCCUGCUUGUCAAUGUCAUACUCAUGUUUUUCUUGGGAACGCGCUGAAUGGAGUCCAGCCACCUGAGCUGUUGCGAACUCUCACUUUGAUUUCAUCCCAAGAGCCUCUGAGGGGGAAAAAAUCAGGAGAGUCAGUCUGAGACAGGGAAAGAGAGGGAGAAAAAGAACAAGCUUUCUUACUCAGGGGGGAAAACGUUUUGAGCUUCAACAUGGCCUCGCUGUGAUAUGUAUGACGUUGAGCUCUCUGAAACUCAUGUAACUCUGAUCACUGGAGAUUCCAUCGUUAGUGCUGAGGCAGUAUGGGAUCACGUCACCAUGGCCAACCGGGAGUUGGCAUUUAAGGCUGGCGACGUCAUCAAAGUCUUGGAUGCUUCCAACAAGGAUUGGUGGUGGGGCCAGAUCGACGAUGAGGAGGGAUGGUUUCCUGCCAGCUUUGUGAGGCUUUGGGUGAACCAGGAGGAUGGGGUGGAGGAAGGGCCCAGUGAUGUGCAGAAUGGGCACCUGGACCCCAACUCAGACUGCCUUUGUCUGGGCCGGCCACUACAGAACCGGGACCAGAUGCGGGCCAAUGUUAUCUCAGACUUACUGAGUAAAAUUGUGCAUUUUAUUGAACAUCUUCUGGGUGUAUGCCCAGGAGAGGGCUACCUGAAGCAGUGCCGAAAGAGAAGGGACAUGUUCAGUGACGAGCAGCUGAAGGUCAUCUUUGGAAACAUUGAAGACAUAUACAGAUUUCAGAUGGGCUUCGUGAGAGACCUGGAGAAGCAGUACAACAAUGAUGAUCCCCACCUCAGUGAGAUAGGACCCUGCUUCUUAGAGCAUCAAGAUGGAUUCUGGAUAUAUUCUGAAUAUUGUAACAACCACCUGGAUGCCUGCAUGGAACUCUCCAAGCUGAUGAAGGACAGCCGCUAUCAACACUUCUUUGAGGCCUGCCGCCUCUUGCAGCAGAUGAUCGACAUUGCUAUUGAUGGUUUUCUUUUGACUCCAGUACAGAAGAUCUGCAAAUAUCCCUUACAAUUGGCCGAGCUCCUAAAGUAUACUGCCCAAGACCACAGUGAUUACAGAUACGUUGCAGCUGCUUUGGCUGUCAUGAGAAAUGUGACUCAGCAGAUCAAUGAACGCAAACGACGUCUGGAGAAUAUUGACAAGAUCGCGCAAUGGCAGGCCUCUGUCCUAGACUGGGAGGGAGAGGACAUCUUAGACAGGAGCUCGGAGCUGAUCUACACUGGAGAGAUGGCCUGGAUCUACCAGCCCUACGGCCGCAACCAGCAGAGAGUCUUCUUCCUGUUUGACCACCAGAUGGUCCUCUGCAAGAAGGACCUAAUCCGGAGAGACAUCCUAUACUACAAGGGGCGCAUUGACAUGGAUAAAUAUGAGGUAAUUGACAUUGAAGAUGGCAGAGAUGAUGACUUUAAUGUCAGCAUGAAAAAUGCUUUCAAGCUUCAUAACAAGGAAACGGAAGAAGUGCAUCUGUUCUUUGCCAAGAAACUGGAGGAGAAAAUACGUUGGCUUAGAGCUUUCAGAGAAGAGAGAAAAAUGGUACAAGAAGAUGAAAAAAUUGGCUUUGAGAUUUCUGAAAAUCAGAAGAGACAGGCUGCAAUGACUGUGAGAAAAGCUUCUAAACAGAAAGGUGUCAACUCUGCCCGCUCAGUUCCUCCUUCCUACCCACCACCACAGGACCCUUUAAACCAGGGCCAGUACCUGGUCCCCGAUGGCAUCGCUCCGUCUCAAGUGUUUGAGUUCACUGAACCGAAACGCAGCCAGUCACCAUUCUGGCAAAACUUCAGUAGGUUAACCCCCUUCAAAAAAUAAUACCUAUAGGAAGGCAGAUAAUUUUAAAAUAAAUAAAAUUAUAUUUAUAGAUGGACCUUUUUUUCGGAGAAGCACUGUUGAAAAUUUAUAUAUAUAUAUAUAUAAAAUGUGUGUGUGAGAGAGAGAGUGAGUGUGUGUGUGUGCGUGUGUGUGCACACAUACAUGCACACACACACACAUAGACCUUUACGUAUACACGUGUGUGUGUGGGCAUGUGUGCACAUAUGCAUGCACAUGCAUGCACACAUACAUACAUAUACACACACAGAGAAGGACCAAAACCAUUUUCUGUUGUUUUGGGGAAUUGAAAUCUGUAGUUGGUAAGAAGUACCACUGAUUUCCAAACAUGUAAUCACUUCUUCAAAUUUUUAGUUCUUAACCUUGUUCCCUCCCCCUUACUCUCUGUUAUUUUUCCUGUUAAGAUAACUUAUUCGCUCCUCUAGUUCACUGACCUGUCAUUAUUACCAUAGAGUAUUUGCAUUGUUUUAGUCCCCUUUCCUUAUGAUACUGAUGCUGAUAACUUUUGAAUUGAAUUUAUGUAGUGGGUUUGGGAUUUCAUUUCUCUCCCUGUCACUUUUCACUGGGAAGGGGAGGAUUCCCAGCUCCUGUUCCUCAUGCACCCAUCUGCAAAUGUUCCUGUAGCCCUGCAGUUAGACCAACAGCCUCUUCCCAGCAUCCUGUGUCCACAAUUGUGCCAGUCUAGACAUGCUCUGUUGUGCCCUGUGACUUAUCUGCUUGGUAUUUCUAUUGCUUUCACUGUUUUAGGUAUUGUGGAAGGAUAUAAAACCAAACAGAAACAAAGGAGUGAACGAAUGUAAUGAGAGUCGAGAAGAUUUCUGUUAGGGGGAUAGUUUUUAUUUAGGUAAUUUCUUCUAGCACUGAGAAUUCCCAUAUAACAGCAAUGCUAAGCCAUUGAAAGUUUCCACCUAAGAAUUAGUUUGGGUCCAUUAGUCUCUUUUCCAAGCCUCUUUUAUUAUGGAUCUCCUUUUCAGUCUAUCUCUUCCCUAGGCAAAAGGUUUAACUAAACUAGUAGCAAAGAAAUUGAGACUUUGCAUCCUGGGGAAGAGAUUUAUCUCCACCCCCAUAACUCAUAGAUGGUAGGUAGGUGUCAGGUAGGGCUCUCUUUAUAGUGCUCUGGUCAUUCCUGCUUCCAUUUUCAGAUUCAUAAGGCAUCGUUGUUAGAAGUUUAUGGAGGCAUUCAAGAGAAAAACCUGCUUGGCCAAGAGCAUUAGCCACCUUCAGAUUAACCUGACAAGAGUUCAAGGUUGACAACAGCAUCUUAUAGAGACCAUCAGGAAAAGAGAGAGGCUUGAUCUAAGAUAAUAUACCAGUAAUUUGCAUCACUGAAAUUAUAAGAAACAUCCCAAAUUGUUAGCAGAUUGCAUGGAUAAUCUCUGUCUCCUUUUUUUGCCCUUACUGUCUGCCAGGUUUGUGAGUAUUGGCAUAGUUAGAGCCAUUCUGGCACUCAAAGCAGGCUUUGUUCCAGACAGACUCCCAUCCCAGGACAACUGAGGCAAGUGAUAGAGAAGCCUAGGGCUACUUUUACAUCUGGGGGAAAAGAAAAGAUCUGAGGUAGAACACUGAAGUUAUUUCUUGGCAGGGUUUCCAUUUGACCAGAAUGUUUCCCACAAAAAUCAGAAUCCCCAUGAGUACAAGAGUGCUUAUUCUUUGUCAUUUAGCCCUUUGUAUGGCUAGAGAUUGGAGCGAGAACAAUAGAAUAUAAAGAAGUGUGAAAACCCACCCUAUCCAGGAAUCUGGAGAUUGUGUCUGUCCUGGACCUCACAAGAAAAGACUUCAUUAUUAAAAAAAAAAAAAAAAAAAGAUCUAAGCUUACCAAG